Messenger RNA from Penicillium crustosum, 1500 nucleotides. Its product is annotated as NAD-dependent succinate-semialdehyde dehydrogenase. The transcript is spliced from 4 exons. Gene Ontology annotation, molecular function: succinate-semialdehyde dehydrogenase (NAD+) activity. The record is from RefSeq and is a predicted model, not a curated record. The coding region runs from base 1 to 1500 and encodes 499 amino acids. NCBI's taxonomy places the organism in Eukaryota, Fungi, Ascomycota, Eurotiomycetes, Eurotiales, Aspergillaceae.
AUGUCUUCUUUACCUUUCGCGCUGAAAGAUCAGUCUCUUUUCCGCAACCUAGCAUUUUGCCAUGGUGAAUGGAUUGAAGCAACAUCGGGAGAUCGCUUUGAUGUCGAAGAUCCGGGGUCCGGGAAGGUCUUCACAUCUUGUCCUGAUCUUGCAAGUGAGGAUGUAGAUGCCAUCGUGCAAUCUUCACAAGAGGCCUUUCGGUCUUAUCGGGUUGUGAACCCAAGAACGCGCGCCGAAAUGCUGCUCAAGUGGCACCAGCUUAUCCGAGAUGCUCGUGAUGACCUGGCAACUAUUUUGACAUAUGAAACCGGCAAGCCGCUGAUCGAAGCAUACGGUGAAAUCGACUAUGCCACUGGAUUCACAUGGUGGUUUGCCGGUGAAGCUGAACGUAUUCGCGGAGAGGUCAGCAUCCCGUCAGCGCCUAAUCGCCGUGUGGUGGUCGUCAAACAACCAAUCGGAGUUUGCGCCGCUCUAGUGCCGUGGAAUUUCCCAAUUGCAAUGAUUCUUCGCAAGGUUGGAGCUGCUCUUGCUGCUGGCUGCACAAUGAUUGCCAAGCCGUCUCCUGAGACACCCUUGACGACACUUACCUUGGCAUAUCUAGCCGACAAGGCAGGCUUCACAAAAGGUGUGUUCAACGUGAUAACAACGUCGAACAAAAAUACCCCCACGCUGUCGGAGACUCUCUGUAAGCACCCUUUGGUGCACAAAGUGUCGUUCACUGGCUCCACCCACGUGGGGAGCAUUAUUGCUGGGCAUUGUGCCGUUAGUUUGAAGAAAGUGACACUCGAACUUGGUGGCAACUGCCCUUUCAUCAUCUUUGAUGAUGCAAGCCAGGAUCAUGCCAUUGAGCAACUUACAUCGCUCAAAUGGCGUCAUGCAGGUCAGGCUUGUGUCACAGCGAAUCGCAUCUAUGUCCAAGAAGGCAUCUACGAAGAGAUUGUCGCCAAAUUGGUGAAACAUGCCAAGACUAUUAGUAUAGGCCAUGGGAGUAAGCCCUCUGUCACAAUGGGAUCUUUGACCACUUCCAGAGGCGUGGAUAAAGCUCGCCGGCAGGUCGAAGAUGCAGUGAAGCGCGGUGCGACAAUCGCCCAUGGAGGCAAGUCACCUUCUAACUCUGGCCUCGAACAAGGGUACUUCUUUGAGCCUACUAUCCUCAGAGAUGUGGACUCAUCUAUGCUCAUUACAAACGAAGAGAGCUUUGCUCCGAUUGCCGCUAUUUACAAAUUCAAAACUGAAGAUGAGGUGGUAAAGUUGGCAAAUGAUACCGAGAUGGGUCUUGCAAGUUAUGUCUUCACCAAUGAUGUUCAUCGGUCAUGGCGUAUGAUGGAAAAUUUGGAAGCUGGAAUGAUUGGAAUUAACACUGGAAACUCUUCUGCUGCGGAGAGUCCAUUUGGAGGAAUGAAACAGUCUGGCUACGGUAAGGAAUCCGGAAAGGACAUCGCUGUCGCGGAAUAUUUGGUAUCCAAGACCUGUACCAUGACUAUUCAAAGUCUAGUUUGA